Molecule: messenger RNA, 1691 nt
Organism: Moneuplotes crassus
Lineage: Eukaryota; Ciliophora; Spirotrichea; Euplotida; Euplotidae
Source: the annotation of a GenBank genome assembly
GCACAAAAAUGAAUUAUGGAAGACACUCUUACAAACCUCCCAUGGUGAGGGACACCUCGGGAGGGUCUAGGUUCGACUCUGGUAGGAAAAGCAUGAAUACUUCUCUUGUAGGCCUUAAGAAGCAUCGUGGUGGUAAAGUCCCUAAAGACUCAAAGAAAUUUUCUAAAAUUGAUAGUCAGAGACAAGUCAGGGAGAAGAUUAUAUCUAUCCUGAAGUAUUCAGGGAGGAUCAAGUCUGAAUCGGACCUUGACUUUAAGAUCAUGGAUAAGACACAAAACUCAGUGUUCAAAACAUUGACUAUUCUGAUAUCGAUAAUGUUAGAUUUUGAGGUAAAGAAGGUAGAUGAUGUCUAUUCAAUUGCAUACAAAAUAUUCCAAUACCCUUAUGAAAUCUCCCAGCAUGCAUUUGUGCCCCUAGGAGCACCGAAUACAUGGUCUCAGCUAGUAUAUUUCUUUGACUGGAUUGCAGAUAUCCUCCAGAGUUACCUAACUGGCAGUGAUGAUGCCAUUAUGGAAGAAUCUGAAGAUGAUGAAUACAGGAGAUCCUCCAUGGACAGAAUUAUUGAAAUGGAGUCCUCUCAGUUCUUUGACCAUCUUCCAAAUGCUCCCACCUUGAAGCAGAACUCUAGAUUCAUGAAGUACAUCGAGAAAAUGAGGAACAAGCAACGAUUCGAGGAAUCUAAGGGGUUUAACAGCCAAGCAGUUCCUGAUCCCCAGAAGUUACUAGAAGAAGAGACUGAAAAUAUUAGGAUUUCCAUUGGUAAAUAUGAAGAAGAAAUCGAAACAAUCAACCAUAAGAUGAAUGAGAGAGUGCUUAAAAGACAAAAGAUAGAAGAAAUGGAAAAUAACCUCCAGGCUCUGAUGGACCAGACCAAAUCCGUUCAAGAUGCUGUCAACCAUCUCAACAAAUCACUUGAAUCUAGGAGGGAUCAGGAAGAACAGCUGUCUAGAAGCAUUGAAGAAGUAAACACUCAGAUUAAGAGCAUCCAGACCAAUAUAGAUCAGCAGAUGUACACCGCCUUUGAGAAAGAAAUGGCAGUCAAGAACAUUGAGGAUCUCGGUCAUAAGAAAUCAGCACUUGAAAAGAAGAACUCUACGUUAAACCAAGAAAUCAGUGAAGGAAACCGCGAAAUUCAUCUAGACUGACUACAAAGUAUCAGUAAGACUAUUGCAGAGAUCUCAGAGGAACUUGGAAUCCUUGAUCAGCAAGAGAACUUUGACGGGAUCAUUAAGAGCAUGGAAAUAGAUGCUAUAAACUCUAUCUGUAGCGAACUUGUCACUGCAAUUAGAGAUAAUAUCAACAAUGUCAAUCUUGAAAAAGAAGCUUUGGUCACUGACCAAAUGAGUGCGGAGAACGAAUAUAGAAAACUCCAAUCUGACUACUCCACUAAGAAAGUUGAGUAUGAUAAUGAGAUGGUCAGAAACCAAAAACUCAAGGAUGAGUCUGACCAACUCCAGGAAUCCCUGAACAGCUCUAUCCGCCCAGAUGGGACUGAAAUGAAACUAAAGAGAGAACUUUCCGAAAAGAACAAUGAAAAGUUAAUGCUCAUAAAAACCUGACAACUGAAGAGAGAGAAAGUAAAAGAAGAUUUGGAAGUAUUGAAGACCAAAUCCCAAAAAAUUUUCAACAUGAUCCAAGAUACUCAAAAUAAAGAGCAACAGCUUGAAAGUUUGGAGAAUAGCUUAUGGUAA